Sodiomyces alkalinus F11 is the source of this 1389-nucleotide messenger RNA. RefSeq names its product polyprenyl synthetase. Gene Ontology annotation, molecular function: prenyltransferase activity. Gene Ontology annotation, cellular component: transferase complex. The record is from RefSeq and is a predicted model, not a curated record. Bases 1 to 1389 code for a protein of 462 amino acids. NCBI's taxonomy places the organism in Eukaryota, Fungi, Ascomycota, Sordariomycetes, Glomerellales, Plectosphaerellaceae. Gene Ontology annotation, biological process: isoprenoid biosynthetic process; ubiquinone biosynthetic process. The transcript has 2 exons.
AUGCAGCAGCUCCGGCCCGGGGCGCGGGUGCUGCGCAGAGGCUAUAGCCUUACUCCCCGACCUCUCCUCCCUACCUCAUCAUGUACACACUGCCGCCAGACAACCAUUCCACGGGACCCGAGGAUACCCUUGAGCCUGGCGGCCUACCACGGCUCGGCGAAGAGAUCGUCAGCAUGGGGCGCCGCCGUAUCGGUGGCCUCGCACAUGGCCUCCAAUGCCAUCAACCGCGUCACCAAAGGCGAGAUGCCUAUCGACCCGCUACGGACGGUGGCCAAGGAAAUGAAGUUCCUGACGGGCAACAUCCGGAAACUGCUGGGAUCGGGCCAUCCCUCCCUCGAUAGGGCGGCCAAGUACUACACCCAAGCCGAGGGCAAGCAUAUGCGACCCCUCAUCGUACUCCUCAUGUCGAGGGCAACGACCCUGUGCCCCAAAGAAACGCGACGUACCUCUUCCUCGGUCUCGGACCUCCCGUCGGGGGGGAUCGACACGGCCCUCUCCCCGCUCAACAUCCUCGCCGACGUCAACCCGUCCUCGUCUCCGUCCCCCCUUACCGAAGCGGCGCCCACCACCCCGGCCGACGCCGACGCGCAGAUCCUGCCGUCGCAGCGCCGCCUCGCCGAGAUCACCGAGCUGAUCCACACGGCCUCGCUCCUCCACGACGACGUCAUCGACCACUCGGUCUCGCGGCGCGGGUCCCCUUCGGCGAACCUCGAGUUCGGGAACAAGAUGGCCGUGCUGGCGGGCGAUUUCCUCCUCGGGCGGGCCUCGGUGGCGCUGGCGCGGCUGCGCAACGCCGAGGUGAUCGAGCUGCUGGCCACCGUGAUCGCGAACCUGGUGGAGGGCGAGUUCAUGCAGCUCAAGAACACGGCGCAGGACGAGCGCCGCCCCAAGUGGUCCGAGGAGACCAUGACCUACUACCUCCAGAAGACGUACCUGAAGACGGCGAGCUUGAUCUCCAAGUCGUGCCGCGCGGCGGCGAUCCUGGGCGGCGCGGACGCGGCGUCGGUGGACGCGGCGUACUUGUAUGGCAAGAACUUGGGGCUCGCGUUCCAGCUUGUGGACGACCUGCUUGAUUACACGCGCAGCGAGGCCGAGCUGGGCAAGCCGGCGGGGGCGGAUUUGGAGCUGGGGCUCGCGACGGCGCCGUUGCUUUUCGCGUGGGAGACGAUGCCGGAGCUGGGUGCGCUCGUGGGACGGAAGUUUGAGCGGGAGGGUGACGUGGCUAGGGCUAGGGAACUGGUGUUGCAGAGCGACGGCAUUGAACAAACGCGGGCCCUCGCGAAAGAGUACUCCGACAAGGCUAUUGACGCCAUCAGCGGGUUCCCGGAGAGCGAAGCCAAAGACGGGUUGGUCGAGAUGGCCAUCAAGGCGUUGCAGAGGCAGAAAUAA